CUCCGAAUUAUUAGUAUGUACCUAGCUACGCAGUCUGCCCCCUAAACCGGAUGAUCCGGCUUGGGGUGCCUACAGUGAAUGGAUUUACAGACCUAGGUAUCUAUAUAUGCAUCCUGCCAAGGGGCUCUUGAGGUAUCUAUCUACACCGACUCGGGUAAUUACGAUUACCUAGAACAAUGGACAAGGGGAGGGAGCGGAAGAAUGCAACAUCAUCUUCUUCUACACCCCUAUGUGCCUAUCUACUUACCUCUUCUUCUAAGGGGUAGGUACAUAACCUACCUGACGUUAAUAUGCAGCAAUCCCCAACAUCCACAUGCUUCCUUGGGCUUGGCCUACCUAGGUACCUAGGUACUGCCUCUGCACGAUACCCGCCGCCCGGGUACCUGUACCUCGGGUACCUAGGUAACCUGGCUGACCCAGCUCUCUGACCACGUUCUCGGUACCAGACUUGCAGGUACCAGAAGGCUUACGAUACACCGACACCAAUUGCAAGCCCGAACCCGUCCGUCAUCCAAGUCCCCCCCCAAACCCGAACAUUGUCGCGGCCGCAUCAAUAAUUCCACUCAAAUCCCACCGGGCCAUACCAUCCACCUUUAUCCCUCAACUUCUCCGUCCGAAAUCUCCCUCCUCGCCCAUCCACCUUUCUCAUCCCCCAUCUCUCUGCGAAGAAGCGCCCGUCUGCCUUGGUCAGGCCCCUUCCAUCGAACGAAUCCGUACUGCGAUGUCCACUGCCACCACUGCCGCCUCCGGGGUCGCUCCCGUCACGGAGAAGCACCUGGAGAAGAAGCCCAUCAAGUUCUCCAACUUGCUUCUCGGCGCUGGCCUCAAUCUCUUUGAGGUCACCACCCUCGGCCAGCCCCUCGAGGUCUGCAAGACCCAUCUGGCUGCUAACCGUGGCGAUUCCUUCGCUGCUGCCCUGCGCAGCAUCUGGAACCGCGGUGGCGUCCUCGGAUUCUACCAGGGCCUGAUCCCCUGGGCCUGGAUCGAAGCCUCGACCAAGGGCGCCGUCCUGCUCUUCGUUGCCUCCGAAGCCGAAUACUAUGCCCGGGUGGCCGGGGCCUCGGAGUUCGGCGGCGGGAUCAUCGGCGGCGUCACCGGCGGCGUCGCGCAGGCGUACGCGACGAUGGGGUUCUGCACGUGCAUGAAGACGGUCGAGAUCACGCAGCACAAGCUGGCGGCGUCGGGCGUGAAGCCGCCGAGCACGUUCGCGACCUUCAUGGGCAUCUACCGCAAGGAGGGCAUCCGCGGCAUCAACCGUGGCGUUAACGCCGUCGCCAUCCGCCAGAUGACGAAUUGGGGCUCGCGCUUCGGCCUGUCGCGCCUCGCCGAGCAGGGCAUCCGCCGCCUGACGGGCAAGGAGCACGGCGAGAAGCUCAGCGCGAUCGAGAAGAUCACGGCGUCGGCCCUCGGCGGUGGCCUAUCCGCCUGGAACCAGCCCAUCGAGGUCAUCCGCGUCGAGAUGCAGAGCAAGAAGGAGGACCCCAACCGGCCGAAGAAGAUGACGGUCGGCAACACUUUCAAAUACAUCUACGAGACCAACGGUUUGAGGGGUUUGUACCGCGGCGUCAUGCCGCGCAUCGGGUUAGGCGUUUGGCAGACGGUUUGCAUGGUGGCCAUGGGUGAUAUGGCCAAAUCCUACGUGGAAAAAUUAACCGGUGACCAGGUCACCGCGAAGCAUUAGGCGGCGUUAAACGGGUUUCGGGUGUGCCAUGUGGGAUAGAGCUAGACCAGGGGAAGGGAAACAAUGCGGAGGAAGGAUUGCGGAUUUCCCUUCCUGACGCCAUUAAUGUCUGGACCUUGCUUUUUUAUUUCUGUUUGGGG
Molecule: messenger RNA, 1821 nt
Organism: Durotheca rogersii
Lineage: Eukaryota; Fungi; Ascomycota; Sordariomycetes; Xylariales; Xylariaceae
Product: mitochondrial carrier
Exons: 3
Coding region: 722-1681 (319 amino acids)
Biological process (GO): alpha-ketoglutarate transport; mitochondrial citrate transmembrane transport
Cellular component (GO): mitochondrion
Molecular function (GO): tricarboxylate secondary active transmembrane transporter activity
Source: RefSeq, a predicted model, not a curated record